GAAAGCUGUGCUUGUUUUCCUGGUUAGCGUUGAAUGACGGCGUGCUUCAGCAAUGGAGGGUGAAGCUGUGAAAGCGAUCCUGUUUGAUUUGGACAACACGCUCGUGGACACGAGUCGAGCCGGCGAGGUGGCGCUAAAGAAGACUGGGGAGCUUCUGAAGUCCAAACUGAACCUGGACGACGACACAAUCCGCAGCAUUUGUGAUAAAUUCAAGCUGAAGCUGCUGUGCGAGAGCCCCGAUCGGCCGCCUGGCACCUCCCAGGACGACAUCCGCAUGUGCCACUGGACGGAAAGCAUCGCAGAGACUACAGGAAGCAGCGCCGCAUCCGAUCUGGCUUCUCAGUGCUACUAUUUGUGGAAGAACAGCCGGCUGGAGCUUCUGUGUCUGACCCCGGAAGUGCGCGACCUGCUGAGGCAGCUCCGCGGCCGGUACAAGCUGCUGCUGCUCACCAACGGCGACGCUCGGACUCAGAGGGAAAAGGUGGAGGCGGCCGAAUGCGAGGAGUUCUUCGACGCCGUGGUGAUCGCCGGAGAUCACGCCGAGCAGAAGCCGUUCCCGUCCAUCUUCCAGCUGUGCUUCAGCUUGCUGCAGGUGGAGGCGCAGGACUGCGUCAUGGUGGGCGACUCUCUGGACACGGACAUCCAGGGCGGGGUUAACGCCAAAGUUCGCGCCACGGUGUGGAUCCACAGAGCGGAUGGGUCUGAGCUGGACGGUCCGGUGAAACCAGACUACACUGUCCCGUCUGUUCUGGACCUGCCGGCCGUCCUGGCACAGCUGCAGUGAUGUGAAUGUGAACUGAUUGUUUUUAACCUCCAUAUGUUUACAAAUAUUUUCAGAUUUUAUCAACUUUUUGACACUGUUAAAUUUAAGACACUACAAUGAGUGAAGCGUGAAGGGGUGUGCAGAAGUUUACCUCCACAAAGUGGGCAUUAAAGUCAUUAACCUGAAGAUUUAAUUAUUUUAACAGUUUUUGUUCAAGGGUGGCGUGGUUAUACAACAUAAAUUAGUAAAUAAAUAAAAAAUAAAAAGUUUGUAAACCAUCCUUGAGAGAACUGGAAUAGUUCAUCGGAACUCGUUGAUUUCCAGGCAGAAACUCGGCUUUUAUAUGCUGGGUUUCCCUCAGUGUACGAUAAGCCUGGCG
Molecule: messenger RNA, 1142 nt
Organism: Xiphophorus maculatus (southern platyfish)
Lineage: Eukaryota; Metazoa; Chordata; Actinopteri; Cyprinodontiformes; Poeciliidae
Gene: nanp
Product: N-acetylneuraminic acid phosphatase
Exons: 2
Coding region: 53-784 (243 amino acids)
Molecular function (GO): hydrolase activity
Source: RefSeq, a predicted model, not a curated record